AUGCCGGGAGCGGGCGGCCGCCUACGCCUGCCCUCGCUGGGCACCGACUCGCCCUCCAGGUCCUCCUCUGGGGCUGCCGGCGGCGGCGGCGGCGGCGCGGUCAGCCAGCAGCAGCGCGUCGUGGUGAUGGGCGCGGCGCGCGUCGGCAAGUCGGCCAUCAUAUCGCAGUUCCUGUACGACCGCUGGCCGGCCAAGUACCGCCAGACGGUGGAGGAGCUGCACCGCGGCGAGUACGAGCUGCCAGACGGCGCCGCGCUCACGCUCGACAUCCUGGACACGGCGGGCGCGCACCAGUUCCCCGCCAUGCGCGCCCUCUCCAUCGCCACGGCGCACGCCUUCCUGCUCGUCUACGCCAUAGACGACGACGCCUCCUGGGAUGAGGUGCGCCGCCUCCGGCAGCAGAUUGUGGAAGCGCGUGGCAACGGCGUGCCCAUAGUGGUGGUGGGCAAUAAGGAUGACCUGCCGGACGCCGAGAGGCAGGUGGCGCGCGAGGUGGCCGAGACGACGGCACUAUUCGAGUGGGAGUGCGGCUACGUGGAGUGCUCGGCCAAGGAGAACACGCAUAUCAUCGACGUGUUCAAGGCGCUGCUGGCGCAGGCAAAGGUGCGCUACAACCUCAGCCCGGCUGUGCGCCGCCGCCGCCAGUCGCUGCCCAACUACCCGACCGGGCAGCAAGCCCGCGGCACGCGCUACAUGCUCAAGAGGAACUCCUGCUCCGUCGCAUGAGCGCCUCACCCUUCACGGCCGCUGGUCGGCCGCUGUUAGUAUUGGAUAUGGCGGGGCUCCGCAAAUGGCUUCUUUGGGCGAUCGCGUUUCUACCAGCGCCCAGAACACGAAUUUUUUAAAAUUUCAGGUGGGGCACAUGGCGAGCAUUUCGAGCUUUACCUCGACAGGCUUCUUAUAGCAGUUUCGCAGUUUACUUUCAGUCUUUUGCACGAGCUACUAUUGAAGGGACAACUGUCUUAUUUCCAGACAACAUCAUCUGGAACAGCAACAGCAUCGUUACAAAUGGAGCUCUAGUUUUGUUGCGCUUCAAAGAGAAAAAGUUUGCUGACAUACAGUAAAGAAAUUGCGAUUAGUACUUAACCAGAUACUUCACGUAUAAUUAAGGAGGCAACUUCGAGGAACAUUGUAUUGCCAUGUAAUGCUUAGCACACUGUUAUCUGCAGUCAACGUUAAUUUAAAAUUUACGUGAGGGCGGGUCGAGUGAAGUUGAAGUGUUUGCUGUGUGCCGUAACUGAUAACCAAGCUCACACCAUUUUGCUUCAGUUUAAGCUUAAUGUGUCCCCGUUGUGUUUUAUGUACAAGGUUUGCAAGGUUGACGUUUUCUGGCAAAUGAUGAAACGGAAUUCAAAUCGCACCGAUAUUUAAGCGAAGGUUGCGACUAAACGAGACAAAAGUGAGAUCGCACUUUUGGAGCAGACAAUGUAAAAUUAUCUGUGUAGUAACCAGCAGCUAUUUACAAAAUAUCUCUGUCUGCACACUGAUUAAAUAAUUGACACCUAAUACUCUUAUUGCUUCAAUACAGUUAGUCGAAUUUCCGAGGUCUCUUCAAGCUCUCCUACCGUCGAUUGUGGAGAGUCCUCGAAAGUUCGACGGGAAAUCUUAUUCUGAUGUUAUAUUUUAAUGGUUCAUCAGUCAUUAUAUAGUUUAAGUUGUUUGUCUUCCUAAAGGGAAUACUGUAGCAAGACCAUUAUAAAAACUCAGGCGGUUGUUAAAAAGCAAAAUUUUUGUGUGGAAUCGAGUGGGAAUGAAAUUGAGGAGAGGCUGAUUAUCGUUGCAACUCACAAGUUCACUGUGUCAUUCAAAUCAUUUCUUUUCUUGAUUAUUUUGCAUAACAUUUCGCAUUAACUUUGGAAAGCUUUUACAACGUAGCUAUCUCAAUUCAUUCCAAGACAAUAUUUUCUUUCUUUCUUAGGAAAAUGUUUGACCGUAUCUCAGAGAAAAGCUUAUUCUACUUCAACGCAAUGUUGAUCACGCAUGAUUGCCAAAGAUCUAUCUUCGAUUAAAGUUGCUCAUUUCAUUGCGUCAUAGGUACCAGACUGAUGUGGAAAUUUUGUAGUGACAAUGUAUUUAUUACAGAUAUUGUAAGGCAUGUGGGUUAUUAAUUAUAUUAUGUCUUCUAAAUUUCCCCUAAUGCUUUCUUUAAUCAUUCAGAUGACGAUAUCAUUACA
Molecule: messenger RNA, 2174 nt
Organism: Schistocerca piceifrons (Central American locust)
Lineage: Eukaryota; Metazoa; Arthropoda; Insecta; Orthoptera; Acrididae
Product: GTP-binding protein Rhes-like
Exons: 3
Coding region: 1-726 (241 amino acids)
Molecular function (GO): GTP binding; GTPase activity
Source: RefSeq, a predicted model, not a curated record